Messenger RNA from Hymenoscyphus albidus, 1774 nucleotides. Lineage: Eukaryota; Fungi; Ascomycota; Leotiomycetes; Helotiales; Helotiaceae. The record is from the annotation of a GenBank genome assembly.
AUCCCACGACUUCCAAUCCAAGACCUCUCCCACCCUUUUCCCCCACACACAAUUCUACAGCUCUGAUGGCGUCCCGGCGGCUAGCACUCAACCUUUCAAAGGGUCUGCGUCACCGCGCUGCCCGCGAUGUAGUGUCUCCUCUACGAAGGGGUUUUGCGACUCCGGUGGUGAAAAAUGGCGUCAAGACAGAAACUACAACCCUCUCCAAUGGCUUGACCGUAGGGCUCCCAUCGAAUUGGCUCGCUUUCCAUCCGCUGACGCAUGCAGAUUGCUUCAGAAUACUCCCCUUGGGCGCAGACGUCGACGGUGGGUGUGUGGAUUGAUGCUGGAUCCCGAGCAGAGACAGACCGAACAAAUGGCACAGCCCACUUCCUGGAACAUCUCGCAUUCAAGGUACGGCAGAAUUGGGUCAGAAGGGAACUCGAUUGGGACUGACAAGGUCUUUAGGGCACUACCAAACGAACGCAGCAUCAAUUGGAGCUGGAAAUCGAGAACAUGGGUGGACACUUGAACGCAUACACAUCUGUACGUUGGGCGGGCUUGGGGAGGAAGAGAUUUGCUGAUAUCACCACAGCGUGAAAACACCGUAUAUUACGCCAAAGCUUUCAAUGCCGAUGUACCUGCGACCGUUGACAUCCUCUCCGAUAUUCUCCAAAACUCGAAGCUCGAGCAAAGCGCCGUUGACCGAGAGCGUGAUGUUAUUUUGAGAGAGUCAGAGGAGGUGAACAAGCAAUUGGAGGAAGUUGUAUUCGAUCACUUACACGCCACUGCAUUCCAAGGUCAACCAUUAGGACGAACGAUUUUAGGACCAGAGGAGAACAUUUCAACUAUCCAAAGAGACGAUUUGACCAACUACAUCAAGACCAACUACACCGCAGACCGCAUGGUUUUGGUUGGAGCUGGAGGUGUUCCUCAUAAACAACUCGUUGAGCUUGCUGAGAAGCACUUCUCCGGCCUCCCAUCACAACCUCUUACCAGCUCCGCCGCCGCAGUUGCUGCCGCACAAAAGGCAAAGCCACAAUUCGUUGGCUCUGAAAUUAGAGUCCGUGAUGACAGCAUUCCUACUGCAAACAUUGCGAUUGCUGUCGAGGGUGUGAGCUGGAAGGAUGAUGAUUAUUUCACUGCUCUCGUCACACAGGCAAUUGUUGGAAACUGGGACAAAGCAAUGGGCAAUGCUCCUCACAUGGGUAGCAAGCUCAGUGGAUUUGUUCACCAAAACAACUUGGCCAACAGCUUCAUGAGCUUUUCAACAACCUACAGCGAUACUGGGUAUAAGCCGAUCUCUACGUUGGUAUCUUAAACUCUGCUAACAAUUCCUAGUCUCUGGGGUAUCUACCUUGUUACUGAUCAGCUUACCCGUAUCGAUGAUCUUGUUCAUUUCACCCUCCGUGAGUGGUCCCGAUUAUGUUAUAACGUCACCGAGGCCGAGGUAGAGCGUGCCAAGGCUCAACUGAAGGCAUCUCUUCUUUUGUCUUUGGACGGUACCACGGCUGUUGCUGAGGAUAUUGGACGACAAAUUAUUACCACUGGACGCCGAAUGGGACCAGAGGAGAUUGAGAGAGUGGUUGGUGCUAUCACAGAAAAGGAUGUUAUGAGCUUUGCUCAGCGAAAGAUUUGGGAUCAGGAUAUUGCUGUCAGUGCUGUCGGAAGCAUUGAAGGUCUUCUUGAUUACAACAGGUACGUUUUCCUCGUCAUUUUAGUCAUUCAACAACUAACCAUUCUGCAGAAUUAGAAAUGAUAUGUCGAGGAAUGCAUAAGCGUGGUUGUGUUUUGG